Messenger RNA from Cuscuta europaea, 4684 nucleotides. Lineage: Eukaryota; Viridiplantae; Streptophyta; Magnoliopsida; Solanales; Convolvulaceae. The record is from the annotation of a GenBank genome assembly.
UUUUUAACCCGGUAGGCAAACCACCAAAAUCAGUGGGGCAAACGCCGGGGAACAUUUGUCAUGUUUUUUUAAAAAGAGGGAUUUACAAAUAGUAAAGGGUCCUUUACUUAGGAGGCAUACCUCCUAAGUAAACAAUGAUAAAAUUUAAAGGAAAAUUAUUGGGGGGACUAGACCUGACCCAAUAAUAAAAGUUAAAACCCUUAAUGUCAGGAAUACCAAAGAAAUCAAGAUAAUAAGCUUUCCUGGCCCGAUCCGGUAACAAAGAAACCUAAUUAAAAAGGGGUAAAAUGGGCCGGAGAGAGAUCUGCCAGAUAAUGGGCGACCCAAUUCCCCUGUGUAUGCAUGUCCGAAAGAAACCCCCUUCCUAAACGCUUCUUCCACCAUUUCCUGAAAAUCAAUUGCGCCACUUAUAUACUCUUGUUGUCCGAAAUAUACUCCAGCAAUUCCAGAGCAUUAACUUCCACCUGAAAACCCUCAUAGCCAUUCUUCAUAGCCCAGGAAGUCGCAGUGACCAAGGCGGUGGCCUCUGCCAACAAAGCUGAUUCCGCAACAACAGGGAAGCUCAAGGCGAAAACCAGCUGUCCUAUAUCGUCUCUCAUAAUAGCUCAUCCGAUCCUGCAGAUCCCUCAGGCAUAAUGUAUAGACAAAAUAGAAUUUGGAUGUACGAUAAACAUGCGGUAUUGUACGGAAUGCAAUCAAAUUUUCUUGAAGGAGUUGAGGAGUUUAUUAAAUUUGCACUUGAACAUCCGGCUUAUAUGAGUGGUGAUAAAAUCAGAUGUCCAUGUUCAAAGUGUAAAAAUCUCAAAUUUAAACACCCAGAAGAAGUUGGGUGGGAUUUGUACGCGGACGGUUUCCGUCCCAAUUAUUACAAUUGGACUUCUCAUGGCGAACCUUUGGAUCCAUCUGUUUUACCACAAACUGUAGGUUCGUCUCGUAACGUCCCUGCAGAGAUGAGUGCGUGGGGAGACCCUGCUGAAAUGAGAUAGGAGCAACGUAUGGUAUAUGACGCAUACGGUGCAUCGAUGUCUCAGUUCAACCCCCCACAACCAUCUAACGAUCCUCCUGAAGCUUCGACCUCGUAUCAACCACAUGAGGAUGAAAAUCCGAUAUUUUAUGAACCUUAUGUGGAUGAAGGUUUAGCUGAAAGGUUUCAAGAUGUUUUAAAAGCAGCUGAUCAACCCUUGUAUGCUGAUUGUGAGGGAUACUCUCAGCUAUCCGCCGUUACAGAGUUUAUGAACAUAAAAGCUGAAUACAGUCUCCCUGAAACUUGCAUGACUAGAGUCUUGCAGUCAGUAGGCGGGAUGCUACCACGUGAUCAUAACCUUCCGGAUUCAUAUUGUCACAUGAAGCAAUUAAUGUCUAAGUUGGGGCUACCUUAUAUAGAAAUUGAUGCGUGCCCGAAAGGAUGUAUGUUGUUCUGGAAGGAUGAUGAGACACUUGAAUUCUGCAAGUUCUGUGGUGGAAACAGAUACAAACCAGUUCCUCAAAGUAGAAAGAAACCACGAAAUAAGUCGGCAUUGUCUAAACUGUAUUACCUCCCAAUAGCUCCACGACUUCAGAGGAUGUACGCUUCGACUGCUACUGCGAAACACAUGACAUGGCAUGUUGAGCACGAAACAAAAGAGGGUAUGAUGUCUCACCCUUCGGACUGUGAAGCUUGGAGACACUUUGACCGUUGUCAUCCUCAGUUUGCAAUGGAGCCACGAAAUGUGCGACUGGGAUUGUGUUCAGACGGAUUUGCUCCAUUUGGAAAGUUUGGGAAGAACUAUUCAUGUUGGCCGGUCAUGUUAACUCCUUACAAUCUCCCUCCCGACAUGUGCAUGAAAAGUCACUUUAUCUUUUUGACUCUAAUCUGUCCGGGUCCCAAUGAUCCAGGGAAAAAAAUAGACAUUUAUCUCCAACCCCUUAUCGAGGAGAUGAAAGAACUUUGGGCCAUUGGGACACCAACAUAUGAUGUUUCAAGGGAUCAAAAUUUCAUAAUGAAAGCUGCCAUCAUUUGGACCAUUAGCGACUUCCCUGCCUAUGGCAUGCUUUCGGGAUGGAGCACACAUGGUCUUAUGGGAUGUCCGAUAUGCAUGGAAAAAUCAGGUGCCAAUUGGCUAGCUUUCAGUAAAAAACCAAGCUACUUUGAUUGUCACCGCAAGUUUCUCCCGGAAAACCACCGAUAUCGAAGGGACAAAAAGUCUUUUAUUAGAGGUAGAGUGGUAAAAGACACCCCGCCCCCGAGAUUGACCGGGGAAGCAAUUUUUAACCGGGUUCGACGUAUUCCUACGGUUAUGCAAGAACCAAAUAAGAAGCCAUAUGGGUUUUGUGAUACCCAUAAAUGGACAAAGAGGAGUAUCUUUUGGGAGUUACCAUAUUGGAAAGACCUUCUCAUUCGUCACAAUAUAGAUGUCAUGCACACUGAGAAGAACGUGUUUGACAAUAUAUUUAACACAGUGAUGGAUUUCAAAGGUAAAACUAAAGACGGUCUUGCAUCUCGAAAAGAUAUGACUAUUUGGUGUGAUAGGCCUGAACUGUCUAUUGAUCUAGAAUAUCAGGGCAACAAUAUUCCAAAAGCUGUCUACCAAGUCACACAAGCACAAAAAGAAUCAAUAUUACAAUGGCUUGUGUCUCUGAAGUUUCCAGAUGGCUACUGCUCCAACUUGUCCAGAUGCGUGGACAUGGACAAACUUGCAACGACGUCGAGCAUGAAAACUCACGAUUGUCAUGUAAUCAUGCAAAGACUUCUCCCAAUUGCACUGAAAGAGAUGCUUCCUGAACACGUAUGGUCCUGCAUUACUGAGAUCCGUUUGUUGUUUCAGUCGAUAUGCUCAAGCGUUUUGGAUGCAGUAUCCCUCCGUAGACUAGAAGAGUCUGUUCCCAUGCUGAUGUGUAAUUUGGAAAAGAUAAUGCCUCCGUCGUUUUUCGAUGGAAUGAAAUAUCUUGUAAUACAUCUUCCGUAUGAGGCUUUAAAUGGUGGACCCGUCUUCUAUCGCUGGAUGUACAGAUUUGAAAGAUUUCUUGGAGAGUUGAAAAAGAAAGUGACCAACAAGGCACACGUUGAGGCUUCAAUUUGUCAAGCAUAUCUUCAACAAGAAAUCUCAACGUUCUCAUCUUUUUAUUUUGAGCGUGAAGUCAUCACUAGAAGAAAGAGACCUGCCCGAAACGAUGACAUCGGCGAGGAUUUGUAUGAAAAUGUAGUCUCCAUUUUCAAUUACCCAGGUAGAGGUAAAGGAGCUUGGACAAACCGAUACAUCAUGGGAAAAGAAUUACAAAUUGCGCAUACUUAUAUGCUCAUUAAUUGUCCAGAAAUCUUACCGUUUUAUCAUGAAUUUAGAGCGGAGUACUCAGCAUUCCCUGACAAUGAAAUUGAUGCAUUGGUGGACUCUCAUUUUAUACCGUGAUCAAUAACCGUGGGAUUGUGGACCCUUUGUUAGUAUCAUUAUCGUGGGGCCCUGGUGCCUACGCCAAAGUUUGGCGGUCAUAUGUGAUAAACGGUUACACCUAUCACACAGUCGCUUACGGACAGGGCCGACCUACAGUGAACAGCGGGUUAUGUGUCCCAACAAUCGGUUAUGAUAACUCGGAAACCAAUUUUUUUGGUGUCUUGCACGAGAUUCUCGAACUGGAAAUGUCUUCUGCUGGGAAAAAGUUGACAUGCGUUUUGUUCCGCUGCAAAUGGAUUGAUCCAACACGUGGUGUGCGAAAAAAUUCAAAGUAUAAUAUGAUUGACGUCAACCACUCUCGCGUGUAUACGAAAAAUGAGCCUUUUAUACUUGCUCAACAAGCAGCCCAGAUUUAUUAUACAGAAUAUCCUUCAACCAGGCGGACACAGUUGAAGCAUCCGACACAAGUUGUUUGCUUUUGACUUGCCGAGUGAGUCGGAUUCCUCAUCUUUAUAAUCGCCAAAACUUUCAAGGGGUCUAGCCAUCAACUCCGUGAUUCUCUGGUAUCCUCAUCUUUUAAAUGUUUGUAGACAAAGUAUAACGCAAAUGUUGAAAAGAAGCGGGCGGAACUUGGCUUGACUCAAGAAGAUGACAUCGGUUCUGAUGUGGAAGAUGAUGCCAUCCUUGAGGCAACAGGGGUGUACAAGGGUCGGCUUCCAUGCCUCGGGGCUGAGGGGCAACGUAUUUUGUACGAUCGCAGCGGCAGCGGAGUUUCAUCAUCUUCUCAAUCUAGACGAGGAGAGGAUCCACGCAUUGCCCAAUUGCAACGAGAAUUGGAGGAGCAACAGCGUGCAUUUGAACAGCAACGAAAGAAUGAUGAAGAAACGCGGGCCCGGCUGGAAGCGAUGGAACGGAUCCUUGCUGGAUAUCAGCCUCCACCUCAACCUCAUCCUCGGCCGUACAUUAUGCACGUUGAGCAGACUCCUCAGGUUCCGCACAUGGGUGGUAUGGGUUAUCACUCUAACUCCGGUUAUGGUGCCAUGCCUGCAAUAAGGUCUACAUUUGGAUCUCUGUCGCCUGAUAUGCUCAAUCAGUUUCAGUCAUCGGGAGGAGGCAGCCGAGAAAGUCACCGAGGAAGCCACCGAGGAAGCAACCUAGGAGGCAAUCGAGGAGGCAACCGAGGCAGCCGAGGAAGUUCCCGACCCUUGGACCCCGUGGAUGCAGAAGAGGAUCAUCAUCGUCAUUAUGAUGAUAAUGAUGAUGAAUAUGAUUACGAUGAUUCUAAUUAUUAUCACAAUGGAGUCCGACGUACGGAC